Molecule: messenger RNA, 997 nt
Organism: Megalops cyprinoides (Indo-Pacific tarpon)
Lineage: Eukaryota; Metazoa; Chordata; Actinopteri; Elopiformes; Megalopidae
Product: voltage-dependent P/Q-type calcium channel subunit alpha-1A-like
Exons: 5
Coding region: 95-997 (300 amino acids)
Biological process (GO): calcium ion import across plasma membrane; chemical synaptic transmission
Cellular component (GO): voltage-gated calcium channel complex; neuronal cell body; membrane
Molecular function (GO): high voltage-gated calcium channel activity
Source: RefSeq, a predicted model, not a curated record
GUAACCCCUGAACAGCGCCAGAGGGGUCACGGAGAAGAGUCCAGUUCAGGCCUUCCAUCACUCGUAGCCUGAAAAUCUCACUGCAGGAGCCGAGAUGAGCAGAUCACCUCAGAACUACUCCAAAUGGGCAGAGAGGCGAUCCACUGUGGUUUACGCCCUUCGCUCGGCCACCUUCAGCACCUGGAAGAUGCUGACGCUUGGGGCUGAGUACAACUCGUGGUCCCACAGCCCUGGCGCCUCGGUCAGGCCUCGCAGGGGUGCGGUGGCCGACGCCUUCGACGAAGGCAACCUCGCCGUGGCGGAGGAGCCGGAUUGGAGGGAGCAGGAGGAAGUGCCGCAUCAUUAUCACUCGGUGUUACGGCUGGCAGAGGCCGCGGAGCUGAGCCGUCAUCCCUGUUUGCCGGGGGGACCAGACCGCCCACGGUCUAUCGUUGAUGUUCACGAAACGUUCAAAGAGGACAUCUCCGACGCCAGUGUGCCUUGGUCGAUCAGAAUGGCUCGCUUCGGAGACGAUCUACCAACCCGUUAUGGAGGUCCACCGGGCGGUGGAAGAGGGGCAGCCCGGCAGGGAGGUCCCCCAGGCGGCCAGAGGAUGUACAAGCAAUCGAUGGCCCAGAGAGCCAGGACAAUGGCUAUAUACAACCCCAUUCCUGUCAAACAGAACUGCUUCACUGUCAACCGGUCCCUUUUUAUCUUUAGCGAAGACAAUAUCAUACGGAAAUAUGCUAAAAGAAUAACCGAAUGGCCUCCAUUUGAAUACAUGAUCCUCGCCACCAUCAUCGCAAACUGCAUUGUCCUGGCCCUGGAGCAGCAUCUACCAUCCAACGACAAGACACCACUGUCAGAACGUCUGGAGGACACAGAACCGUACUUUAUUGGAAUAUUUUGUUUCGAAGCCGGCAUAAAGAUCAUCGCCCUUGGGUUCGCGUUCCACAAAGGCUCCUACCUCCGAAACGGCUGGAACGUAAUGGAUUUCGUAGUCGUCCUUACCGGGUGA